Molecule: messenger RNA, 4608 nt
Organism: Magallana angulata
Lineage: Eukaryota; Metazoa; Mollusca; Bivalvia; Ostreida; Ostreidae
Exons: 3
Coding region: 10-3867 (1285 amino acids)
Biological process (GO): cell surface receptor signaling pathway; G protein-coupled receptor signaling pathway
Cellular component (GO): membrane
Molecular function (GO): G protein-coupled receptor activity
Source: RefSeq, a predicted model, not a curated record
GAGGGCAAAAUGAGGAUUCUCGCCAUACUGAUCUGCAUCCAUUUUUCUAUCAUAACACGAUUUUCCAAUUCGUUGUCCUUCAAUCUUACAAACCUAAUGAUGCAUCAACUAACCAUGUGUGGACCGGCGGGCAUUUGCAAUAUAACUCGUUUCAACUUCAAAGAUCUAGAUAUGCAAAAUAUGCCGAACAGCCACAAACUGUGUCCCAAUUGUUUUUGUGACAAUUCUUGUUUUGGUAGAGGCGAUUGUUGUCCGGACAAAUACUUUUCCCUCAGCGGCCUAGUCUGUGAUAAUGUGACCUUUGUUUAUGCCACACAAGAUGAGAGUCGACAUCAGAGAUCCUUUUUUCUUACCAUUAAAAAUUGUCCUUACGGAACUGAACAAGUCAAGGCAAAAAUGUGUGAACAUAAAUAUGAGAAUCUGAAUAAACUAAAGUAUCCACCAGUGACUAGCAAUUUAACUAAUCUAACGUACGCUAAUAGAUUUUGUGCACAAUGCCACGAUGAAACAUCCUAUCAAUUCUGGAAUCUGGACAUUAAAUGUAAAGAAUUUCUGGAUAUCAACUUUUUAUCGUCAUUCAAAGAAGUUAUCGAUAGUGGAAUCGAAAAGAGGUGUGUCAUGCAGUUUGUACCACACGAAGACAAACCUGCGUUUAACUGCUUCCAUCGACAUUUUUAUCAUUUUAAUUCAUGUAACAAGACCGGAUUCUGGAAAACAAGAGAUGAUGAUAUUUUAAAUGCUUGCCAAUCAGUGUACGUCAAUAACGAUACCUUAUUUAAAAACUCGUACUGUAGAAUGUGCAAUCCGACUUUCUACGAAGGAGGAGUAAUUACACAGUGUAAUGUUACCGGACUAUGGAACUUCUUUGAUAACAGAAUUAAGCAAGCUUGCUCCAGAUUUGGAUUGAAUGAAGGUACACUACCAUUCAAAAACAUAUUUUGCCGAAUUUGCAAUGCUCCCGAAAAUAUGAGGGACAGUUACGUAGAUGCAUCUGCGAGCGUAAAGAUCGAAGUUCUAAUAAAUACAAAUAAAAAUAACAUUUACUACACAACUAUAGAAAUGUACAAUUUUCUCAAAGACUAUUUUAAAUUUGUAAUAAACGCCAUUCCUAAAUCCGAACAUAAAAUGAUGGAAAAAAUUCAGACCCUCAACAUGACAAACUUAAUAUAUAAAUUGUUUUCAAUGAAAAAAUAUGUCGGAGUAUGCAAAAAUUAUAGCAUUCCAGAAAAACUUUCAAGUCUUUUUAUUCCCUGCAGCUGUCACCCUUCGUGCUUUCUUUUUGAUGAUUGUUGUGAAGACUUUGUAUUACAAUAUCCAACAGGAUGCAUCGAUUCUAAAGCGUUAGCUGGCGAGUAUUUCAAAAGGAGUUACUCUGGGCCUGAAUACCUUGUAACUAAUGGAUGUUUCAUGCAGUUUCGGUACCCGGUGUAUUUGGAGAAAUUAUGUCGACAAGGGGGAAACAGCACUAUACUUUCUUCCCAUCCAGUACUUGAUAGAAAUACAGGCAUUUCCUAUUUGAAUAUGUUUUGUUAUAUGUGUAAUAAACCGCCGAAUCGACCUAGCUUUGAAUUGGGAGAACCAUGGGACAUUGAAAUGUAUUGUGAUAAAUUUAUUGAGCACAGGAACUUUUUAACGGUGAAUCAUCUAAUCAAAACCAUCAUUGAAACCUAUUGUAACGUGACGUAUAUACCGAGUUCGUAUAAACAUAAAACAGUUAUGUGUAAUCAUUCAGGAAAUGUUAGAUAUAAUGGAAAAUGUAAUUCCACUGGAAAAUGGCGGGUUGAGGAUCCUGAAAUAAAAUAUGCUUGUGAAAACGUUUCCUUUUUGACUUUUAAUGAAUACACUUCACAUGUUGAAACCGAAUACACAAAGUGUAAGCGUCCUCAAAAGAAUGCAUUUUGUGCAAUAUGCAAUCCGGAAGUCACUAAAGAUAUACUUACUGUUUCCGGUUGUUUCUUUACUGAAGGACAUUUUUUGUACGAUGAACUGAAUGUAAUUGGCUGUGAGUUUUUCCCGCAAAUUGACUUUUAUUCGCUUUAUAAGAAUAUAUUUUGUAAACUUUGCAACACCAUGUAUUUUCAACGUUCUUGUUCUGCAAAUAACACUGCUAUAUCUCCUCCGUUUUCGUUAAAAAGUCUGAAAUGGUAUCCGAUCUACAGAAAUUUGUUUGUGUAUUCUGAACAUGAUGAGGUUCUUUCUGAAAACGCAUCACCUAAAUGCAAAUCAACACAAGCAUACAUCUCAAAAUUGAACCAAUGUCGAAACUUGACCUGUUAUCCUGGGAAGUAUUUACAUAAUGGAACAUGCCGAGCACUCUUCACCGUCUCGAAAAACUUGGGAUAUUUCUCAACAUUAGACUACCAAGGAAACGUGUCCUCUUUAUUGCCAGUUUACGAUUUAUUAGUCAUCAUAUCAAAAGAAAUCAAACAAACAAUAUCGUCCGAGCUUCAGAUCGGUUCAGAUUCAAUAGAGUAUUUGUUUGUUCAAAUAGACCAGACUUGCUUUAAAAAAAAUCAAAUGUUAUCUUCUCAGCAGUUUUCAGGUAGUGUAUCUGUAGGUUUAUUUAUCAAACGCGCUGUGCAGAGAGUUAAUUUUGAGAUGCUCUUAAUUGCAUUUACAACCAAGAUGAUGAUUUCUAGAAAUGAAACCUUGUAUCUUCAAUUUUCUUUCACUAAACGCAUAAGCAACUUACAUUUUAAUCCAUAUAAACUAUAUCUUGCCGAAUAUUUCUCGCGUUGUACUCUACCAGAAUUUGUUAAAUAUCAAGUCGUAGCAAAUAGACAAAAAUAUCAAACUGUUUGGAUCUCUAAACAAUUGACUUGCGUUCAAGUUUUACUUGAUUUUGAUGAAUAUCAUUUAGAUAAACAGUCGGGAAAAUUAACUGUAUUUGGCAUAGAUAAGAUCUAUGAUCAAGACUUGUUUGUAACUCUUCCUGAUGGAUCAGCAAGAAUCUGUGUUGAAGACCUUGACAUUGAAACCAACACAGUCGCACUUUUUUCAAAUCAAGAGUCUGAAUUCCUUCUUUCAAAACUAACGCUAAUUCUAAAUGUUAUUUCCAUUCUGUGUUUAUUGAUUUCAUUUCUAAUUUAUGUUUUUAAAAAAGAUUUGAGAACAGUGCCGGGGAAAAUUAAUAUGUUAUUGAUACUCUCGCUGGGUCUUACUCUGACAGUUUUUCAGUUAAGUAAAUUUGGAACACCACAAAAAAUGGCAUGUGUUGGGUUUGGAAUAGCCCUUCAUUAUUUUUGGCUGAUGUCGUUUUCUUCAAUGAUGGUGAGUUCUUUUCAUAUGUAUCGAAUUUUUCAAUUUUCAAACAUAAAUACAAGCGACGGCUUUAAUAAGAUCCUUAGAGUAUACAUAGCUUUUAUUACUAUUUCUCCAUGCGUUGUAGUCGUUUUAAAUAUUAUAAUAUCUUGGCAGGUCUCUGGCAAUGGAGAUAUUGGGUAUGGAAACAGGAGGUGUUUUAUUGACAAUCCUUAUUCACGAUUAGCCUCCUUCAUCAUACCUAUUGGUGUGAUCUGCAUCUGCAGUUUACUUUUCUUUGUUAGAACCAUUAUUUCCAUAAAACGCGUUCCCAAUAUUCCCGGAAAUCAAUCUGUUAGGAAUGAAUUUGGAAUUUUUUGUCGUUUAUUCACAAUUACUGGGAUAGCAUGGGCUCUUCAGAUUAUCGAUGGCUUUCUUCCUUUUUCAACGUUCUCGUAUAUCUCUUCAAUAAUCAACAGUUUGCAAGGAACUGCAAUAUUUAUAGCUUUUUUCUUGAACAAAAGAGUCAUGAAUUGUAAAUGCACGACCCGGAAUGACUCGCACAAUAAAACACAAGCUAAAGGAGAGUCAAUAGAGGAAUCUUAUACAGAUGUCACCAGGCUAUGAUGUUAUUUUUUUUCAUAUAGUUUUGCUCUCUUGCGUAGACGCAUAAAUGGUUUGACGUGCAUACUAAAUAAAAUACUUUUAAACACAUUUGCUUUUUUUUCUUCAAAAUGAUAUAUUUACAUGUUGUAUAAUUACUCUUAAUAAUCUUCAAUAACAUUCUUCAAUAAAAGCAAAAAUUAAUAAACGCGUAUUAUGCGAAAACAAUUAUCCUCUAACUAAAGUUCUAGCUUAUCUUUACUUUAAUUUUACUUUGAUUAACAAAAUAAGCCAAGAAUUGGCAAUGAAUGUAAGCUACAAUGAAAAAAAUGUCAUUAAGUUUUUUUCUCAUUAAUGGUAGACUGGUAUGCAUUAAACUAAAUAGAAAGCUUUAAAAAAGUUAUAUUAACAAGUGUUUAGUAAUUAAAAUUACCUACAAACAGUUAAUGAAUAAACUUAAAAAAAUAACUGAGAACGAAUAAUCAUUAAACCCUAGCUCGACUGAACAUCGCAAAAUUGUUGUCCUGGAGUUCUGUAGUCGGGAUUUUAAAUUCUGGCGAUUUGGUGCAAAACUGUAGUAAAUAAUACCAUUGACAUUUGAUCUUAAUAUGGAGUGGACAGUAGGUUUUUAAAAAUUUGAUUUCAACCUACUAUAAAAUUAAUUUAUUUUUUGUAUUGAUGCUUUCGUAUAUUGUUGUCAACUUUCAUAUCUGUGGUUAUGUCUGUAUAGACUUGUAACUGUGAUUUGCUAAAAAAAUAAAAGAA